Messenger RNA from Impatiens glandulifera, 2484 nucleotides. Its product is annotated as cytochrome P450 86A8-like. Lineage: Eukaryota; Viridiplantae; Streptophyta; Magnoliopsida; Ericales; Balsaminaceae. The transcript has a single exon. Gene Ontology annotation, molecular function: monooxygenase activity; heme binding; iron ion binding. The record is from RefSeq and is a predicted model, not a curated record. Bases 280 to 1932 code for a protein of 550 amino acids.
UGGCUUGUUUCAGUUAUGGUAUUUAUUUGAAAACUUUGGUCCGAUCAAAGUGCAUUAAUGGCUAUGCAUCUGGUGGUUAGAUAGAUGGUGAGACUCAAUGUGUAACAGACUGGCCUCAGUAAUUGCUCUUCAUCUUCUUUUCACCUAUAAAACCUCUCUCAUGUCCAUCCUUCAAUUCACUAUACACUUCAUCUUCAUCAUGCAUCAUAACCCACUUCUCACAUAAUUUCUUCUUCAAAAGUUUCAAGCUUUUCAAUCUUUCUUUUUCAUUUUGGAGAAAUGGAUUUAUCAGUGGCAUUACUGUUAUUCACAGGAGUAACAGUCUAUCUAUUAUGGUUUACCUUCAUUUCAAAACCAUUGAAAGGUCCACGAGUCUGGCCUAUAGUUGGGAGUUUACCUGGUUUGAUCGAGAAUGGAGACCGCAUGCAUGAAUGGAUUGCUGACAACCUUCGAGCCUGCGGUGGUACAUACCAAACAUGUAUCUGUGCCAUACCUUUCCUGGCUAGGAAACAGGGUCUCGUGACAGUUACAUGUGAUCCCAAGAAUCUCGAACAUAUACUCAAAUCGAGGUUCGAGAAUUACCCGAAAGGACCCACUUGGCAAUCUGUCUUUCAUGACUUGCUUGGUCAAGGAAUCUUUAACUCAGAUGGAGAUACUUGGAGGUUUCAGAGGAAAACCGCUGCUCAUGAGUUCACGACAAGGACACUUCGUCAAGCCAUGGCGAGAUGGGUGACUCGAGCUAUUAAGAUGAGGUUUUGUCCUAUACUAGAAAUGGCUCAGUAUGAGAAAAGAACGGUAGAUCUUCAAGAUUUGCUACUUCGGUUAACUUUCGAUAACAUUUGUGGGUUGGCAUUUGGGAAGGAUCCGGAAACGCUGGCGAUUGAUCUCCCGGAUAAUGUAUUCGCUUCAGCAUUCGAUCGCGCGACGGAGGCUUCACUUCAACGGUUUAUAUUGCCGGAAAUCAUUUGGAAGGCGAAGAAACGGUUGAGGCUCGGUUUGGAAGUUAGUUUGACAAGGAGUCUAGAACAUGUAGACCGUUACAUGUCGAAUAUCAUUAAUACACGUAAGCAAGAGCUUUUGGAGACUAGUCAUUAUACUAAAACUGAAGUUGAAGAUGAAGAUCGUCACGACGAUUUACUCUCGAGGUUCAUGAAGAACAAGGAUUGCAAUUCGGAUUCAGAUUCGGAUUCAAUUCUACAACACGUGGUCCUCAAUUUCAUCCUAGCUGGACGCGACACGUCGUCAGUGGCGCUUUGUUGGUUCUUUUGGUCGUUAAUCCAAAACCCAACUGUCGAAGAAAAGAUUCUUCGCGAAAUAUGCUCAACUUUGAUGGAUACUCGCGGCGGGGAUGAUUUAAAAACGUGGGUAAACGAGCCACUCACGUUCGAGGAACUCGAUAGAUUAAUCUAUCUUAAAGCUGCGCUUUCCGAAACUCUUCGAUUAUACCCAUCAGUUCCUGAAGAUUCUAAGCAUGCUGUAUCCGACGAUGUAUUACCGGACGGAACAUUUAUUCCAGCCGGUUCGUCGGUUACUUAUUCGAUAUAUUCGGCGGGGAGAAUGAAGUCAACGUGGGGCGAGGAUUGUCUCGAGUUUAAGCCGGAGAGGUGGUUAUCAUCAGACGGGAAGAGAUUCACUAUGCAUAGUUCAUAUAAGUUUGUGGCGUUCAAUGCGGGUCCUAGGAUUUGUUUGGGGAAGGAUUUGGCUUAUUUACAAAUGAAAUCAAUUGCGGCUUCACUUUUGUUGAGACAUAGUUUAACGGUGGCAAAUGGGCAUAGGAUUGAACAAAAGAUGUCGUUAACGUUGUUUAUGAAACACGGGCUUAAAGUGAAUGUUCAUAAGAGGGAAUUGGGAUCGGUUUUGGAUCGGAUAAUGGAAGAGAGGUUGGCCGUGGCCGGCGCCGGCGAAGGUGAGAAGGUUGUUGAGGAGAAUUAAAGAGAGUUUGAUGAGGUUGUUGGAAUGGUUAAAUUAUAAGAUUUACCAUUAUUAUUGUUAUUCAAAAUAUGGGGACAUAUUACAGGUUGGCUUUCUUUAUUGGAGUGUUUGUUGGGGUGCUUUCAUUUCAUUGAAACUCUCCCACAUGCAUGCUAUAAUAUCCACAGUGGGAAGAGGGGAGAAGUUAUUAUUUUUUAUUUGGAGAUUUUUAAUUGUUUUUAUUUGUUAUAUUUCAUUAUUUAAGAUUGAUCCUAUAUAAAAUAAUUAAUGAGGGUUAUAUAUAUUAUUUGAGUAUUUGGAAAUGAAAUGAUUGAUUUUGAUUGAGAGAAAUGGAAGUAGGCAAUAGAAUCAACUUGGAAUGUUUCAUAGAUCUGUGUUCUUUUGUUUGUUUGUUGUUUUGUUCCUCUUUGGGGUUCUUCUGAUGGAUCUGGGAAAUUUUGCACAAAUUUCCAAGAUUGCAGAAAAUGGUGGUUUGGAUCAAGGUGAUUUUGUUUGUGUACUUGUAUUUAUUUUCUUGUACACCUUUUUGGCUUAUAGAGUUUUCAUCUUGUA